CAGGCAAAUCGAGUGUGCCCGAUCCGAUCUCAGCGCGACCUGCCAGGCUUCCAAAGUUGCAGAGCCAUCCAUUUGUACCUCCUCUGCAGCUGUCUACACAGGCCGUUGCAAUAUCUCGCCAUACUGUCAGGGAAGCCGCCCUCGAAAACCUGAAGCCAAUAGAAAGAUAACAUGGCCGAUACGGACAAAGACGAGCUACUCCGGAUCCUCGGAACUCAUGGGCAGCAAUUCCUAGGCUCCUUCAACUCGCCUGUGGUGAUGGGCAAGCGGAAAGACACGUCGGGGGUAGACAGAAAACGCACGAAGAAACAAAGAGUACGAGAGCCCGACCCAGAAGAGGAGUGGUCGGGUAUUAGCUCAUCGAGUGCAAGUGAGGAAGAUGAGGAUGUAGAGGAAAGCGGACAGUCAGGCUCGGAGGAUGAAAGCGCAUCCCCAGCACAUAAUGGGUCUGCAGUCCAAGCGAAUGUAGUUGUGUUUUCAGAGACCCAGGCAAUAGCCGGUCCGUCGACCUCAAAGCCUAGCAAGGCCCAAAUGAAAGCCUUCAUGUCAUCUAAAGUUGCGAAACUUACGCAAGAGGUCCAAGAAAAGUCCGAUGACGAGCCAGACGACGAAGGCGAUGAAUUGUCGAACACCCAGAAUGACGCUCUCCUACAUCGUCUCGUGCACACGCGGAUCCUCUCAGGAUCUCUCAAUCCAGAGCUCAAUCUAACGUCUGCACAGCGGAAGAAAGCGCUCGCCGGGCGCGUCCUCGAAGCUGCUGGCAAAGCGAAGCUGGGCAAGGGCGAGCGAGACGUCCGACUCACAGAGCGGAACAAGGCGGCGAAGCGCGUCCGGGAGGGCAUGGCCGCGAAACAGCAGGAACGGAGCGAGAAGCAGCUUGAGGAGGCGAAGCAUCUCGGAAAUUAUCACCCCGUAUUGAAGAAACUCUAUGAAGCAUCUGCGCAGGGACCAAACAGGAAGAGGGAGAAGGGUCUCAGGAUGGGCGUGGGUUCGUUCAAGGGUGGUGUGCUCAAGCUGAGUAAAGAUGAGAUCAAUUCAGUGGUUGGCGGUGGCAGUCGGGGUGGACGCGGACCUGGGAAGAGGGGUGGAAAGCGGUAAUCGAAAUCAUGAGCAGCCUGCACGCGAAAUUAUAC
Molecule: messenger RNA, 1133 nt
Organism: Rhodofomes roseus
Lineage: Eukaryota; Fungi; Basidiomycota; Agaricomycetes; Polyporales; Fomitopsidaceae
Exons: 5
Coding region: 172-1098 (308 amino acids)
Biological process (GO): maturation of SSU-rRNA from tricistronic rRNA transcript (SSU-rRNA, 5.8S rRNA, LSU-rRNA)
Cellular component (GO): nucleolus
Source: RefSeq, a predicted model, not a curated record